Molecule: messenger RNA, 4433 nt
Organism: Seriola aureovittata
Lineage: Eukaryota; Metazoa; Chordata; Actinopteri; Carangiformes; Carangidae
Product: RNA-binding motif, single-stranded-interacting protein 2-like
Exons: 14
Coding region: 269-1477 (402 amino acids)
Cellular component (GO): cytosol; nucleus; ribonucleoprotein complex
Molecular function (GO): poly(A) binding; mRNA 3'-UTR binding; poly(U) RNA binding
Source: RefSeq, a predicted model, not a curated record
GCUGAACAUUCCUCCUAACUGAUGAAUGUACUUUCUGGUCUCUUCAGCGUGUUUGAUACCUGUUGAAAAAAGACUUUUUAAAAAAGAUUUUCCUUUGUAAUAAAACCGGAUUGAGUCAGGAGAGCAAGGAGAAGUCUCACCUUUUAGCCACAGGACACCAAGGAUUUUCAUCACUUUUCUCAUUUGGUUCUUCCGUGCUUGCACUACUUUUUUUUUUUUUGCCUGCAGCAGCAGAAAGAUAAUAUAAAGAGAUUGUGUCUGUAACACUAUGAUCUUUUCCACGGUGCCUAUAAAGGUUUCUUUAGCCAAACAGCAGACGUAUGUGUCCCCUUCCAACCAUCAGAUGGCUCCUCCAAGCCCCAACAACAACAACAACAGCAGCAGCAACACCAUCAGCAAUGGCAGUGGCAGCAGCGGCGGCAGCAGCGGAGGAGAGCAGCUGAGCAAAACGAACCUGUACAUCCGCGGCCUCCACCCAGGAACCACAGACCAGGAUCUGGUCAAACUCUGUCAGCCGUAUGGGAAGAUCGUAUCCACCAAGGCCAUCCUGGACAAGACUACUAACAAGUGCAAAGGCUAUGGCUUUGUUGACUUUGACAGUCCGGCGUCAGCUCAGAAGGCAGUGACAGCGCUGAAGGCGGGUGGAGUGCAGGCUCAGAUGGCCAAGCAACAGGAGCAGGACCCCACCAACCUGUACAUCUCCAACCUGCCGCUGUCCAUGGACGAGCAGGAGCUGGAGAACAUGCUGAAGCCCUUCAGCCAGGCUAUUUCCACACGCAUCCUCCGCGAUGCCAACGGAACCAGCCGAGGAGUCGGCUUUGCCAGGAUGGAGUCAACAGAGAAAUGUGAGGCCAUCAUCCAACAUUUCAAUGGAAAAUAUAUCAAGACUCCACCUGGAGUUCCAGUGCCUCCAGAACCCUUGUUGUGCAAAUUUGCGGAUGGAGGCCAGAAGAAGCGUCAGAGCCAAGGAAAAUAUCUGCAGAACGGCCGGCCCUGGACAAGAGAUGGGGAAACUGGAGGAAUGACCCUUACCUAUGACCCCACCACAUCCUUACAGAACGGAUUCUACUCCUCUCCGUACAGCAUUGCCCCCAACCGGAUGAUCGGACCCACCUCCCUCUCCCCAUACAUGCAUUCACCUGUGUCCACCUACCAGGUGCACAACCCGUCCUGGAUACAUCACCAGUCGUACAUCAUGCCGCCCACAGGAGCAGUCCUGACGCCAGGAAUGGACCACACCAUGUCCAUCCAGCCGACCUCGAUGAUGGGGCCCCUGACACAGCAGCUCAGCCACCUCUCCAUGGGCAGCAGUGGCACAUAUAUGCCUGCAAACACAUCUAUGCAGGGGACCUACAUCCCCCAGUACACCCAAGUGCCUGCCACCAACAUCUCAGUCGAGGAAAGUGCCGUCCAACAACCUGUUGCCAUAGAGACACCCACAGAACACACAGCCUACUCCUACCAGCAUAACAAGUGAAGAGGUGGCAGAGAUCUUCCUCUGGAGCUGGAGUGACUCUCAAGGGGCCCAAGUGCAGAAACUCGGCACAGUGACUCUGCACGUAAGGCACCAGACACUCGGGAGGAACAUGUACUGUUACACAGAAAGGACAUUUAAAAAAAAAAAAGAAAAAAAAAAGAUAUUUUCUACAAACUCAUAUUUUAAAACAAAACUCUUUUACUCCAAACAAGCAAGGCUGGAGGAUGGCAGGCGAUGGGAAAUGGAAGAACAGGACAAGGAGUGUCUAUUUUGAUAACAGUCACACACAGACACACAUUACACAUGUUUCAAAGGUUUAUUUGAACUUUAUUCUUUUCUAAUACUACUCCGGGGAGCUAGAAUGAAACCAGGAAAAGAACAUUUCAACAGUCAUGUUUUGUUUUGACCUUUUUUAAGAUGUGCUGAUUUUACUUCUCUCUUUUUUUCAGCCUGAUUCUUUCAGGCUUUGAACCUGCCUUUUUGUACAUAAUUCUUUGUUUUGGUGUGUUACUAGCUUCACGUGUCGUAGUUUGAUUUAUUGGUGCAAAUAUUUGAAUACAGAAGGCUAAAAAAAAAAAAAACACAAGCUGAAGUCAUAUUCAAAAAAGCAGGCGACUCAUGUUUGAAACAGAUAUGGUGCUGACUUGGAUUAGCUUCUCUUGAAGUGGCAGCGAGUUUUUCGGGUAUGAAACCUUACCUGAAGUGGUCUCACUUCUUUUUUGGCACUUGACUCUCAAAUAAUUUAUAGUUCCAACAAUCUCGACAAAGCUUCAGACAAUCGGAGGAUUACAAAGAAGAGAAAAUUUAGAGAUGACGGUCAUUAAUGACGGAUUUCGCAGAGAAGACGCCUUUAAACGAGCUAAAUAGAUUUAAAGCAUUCCAGAGAUUAUUAUCAAAACGUUCUAAAUAUUGGUUUGAGCUGCUCCACUUGAUGAAAUCCAAAGUUGUUCAACAGGGAUCACAUCUCAUACAGAGCUGCCUGUAAAUAAGAGAUUUAAAUUUAUUUAGGCUUUCUUUUGAUUUUCAGUGUAGUAACGCUUCAGUCAUUUUAAUAACAACAUUAUACCAAAUUGUCUGAACAAAGCUAGUAUCUCUGUUUUCUCCUCAUGUCCCUUUUAUAAAAGGGGAAGCUGAAUUUCCACUGACAUCCCACAAAUGUAUUUUCUGACUCAGACUAAGGUGUUGUUAUUAGAGUAUGAAGUUCUUAUUACAUACACAUGGAAAUCAACUUGUAAAGCGUGGCUCUGCCCUGUUUUAUCUUGUGAAAACACUAUCAACGUGGAUUAUUCUGGCCAGUAGAGAGAUUCUUUAAUACCGGCCAUUGCUGUGUGUUUGCUUCCGCAUUUCCGUUUUUCACCCUCAUGUUUCUUUGUUUUUUUACAUUUCUUAUUUAAAGGUUUUCUUAAGUUUUUUUUUGUUUGUUUUUUUUUAAAUUCAGUUUUAAUGCUUUUAAGAUUGAGAUUUUUCAAAGAAGCUUUGAUUUUAUUUUUGAUAGUGUGUUGAGUGCUUCAAAUAGUGAGAAAUAGAUGUUUUCAACUUUGUUUUUUACAUAGUGAUUUGUUUGUAUGUUUGCAUACUUCUCUUGUUCUGGUUUCAGCAUUGAUGUCAAAGAGGCUUUAAUAUUUUUUUUUUCUUUUUAGACAUUUCAGUUCUGUCUGUGUCACCAAUGUUGGCACAUUAUAAACAUGACUCCUGAUCAUGGAUGAAUUAUGUAUGCUAGGUUCAGAUACAUUGCUACAGAGUUGUACCCAAAGCAGUUGGGAACAAUGUAAGAGAAAUAUAUGUUCAAAACCUUGACUUACCUCAUCCUGCCAGAGCAAUGUAGAUUCAGUUUGUGUACAAGGUUCACAGGCAAUAACCAACUACAGUAGGUCUCAUGGCUGUUCACAGCUGGUACUGUGUCCACAUCCUUUAACUCUUCCGUCCAAUGUUCGGAAAACAUGCCCAAGGUCUGAUGAUCUAUGCAAUUAAUUUAUUGUCCUUAUAAAUGCAAUACUACAGAUAUCCAAGAGACACCUCACACUAUGACAAUGGAUCACCUCACAAUAUGACUUCACAUUCUGGCUUACAUGGAUUUUAUUUCAUCAUACAAACACUGAAUUUUUUUUUCUGUUUGUCUCCUGACUGACACAUUCAUCCUUGGUUCAUUAAUUGUUAGUAAAAUUACUGCAUUAAAAGGGAACUAUUUCAUACCAAAAUGUGGUUAAUAUGUAGAAAUGUAGGAACUAUAGAAAAAACAAUAUGACAGGUGUGCUUUAUGUGUAUGAAGGCGGGUGUCGCCCACUUGUCUAUCCACACUUUUUUUUACAUGGACACCAUAGGGUUGUGGUAGAUGUAAUUCACCGUUCCAUCCAAUUAAUUGUGUCUCCUGUCUUGUCCUGUUUGUUACCUUGCUUUCCUCUUUCUCUGAGUAAUUGAAACUGGUUUCUUCCUUUAAACCAUGAAACAGUUCAUUUCCAGGAGAAAAUUAAACUUCACAGAAAUGCCUUAGAUUUCACUGGAAGGGAUAGUGAAGUGCUACUCAGAUUUGAUGGGCUUGAACUCUGACUGGAAUUUCUUUUUUUCAUGCACUGCUAAUUUUGAAAAGAUUUCUGUUGUAUCGGAGCUACUCUGAACAUAGAUCUAUGAAGCAAAGAAAUACAACUUUCAAUUACUAUUUUGUGUUCCUUUGUCAUUCCAUUAUUUUUAUCCAAAUUAUUGAAGAAAAACUGAGUCUAAAGAACUAUUGCUGCUAAGUUUGGAUUGCUAAGUAUUUAGAAAACGUUAGCUGAAGGUCAUUCGAUAUAUCAAGUCACAUAUGGGACCAGUUUGUAACUCAUGUUCAACAAUGUCCAUGCAGUCUGUUUUUUUUCUGUGCAUCAAACAAUCUCUCCUCAGUAAAUGUUUGUCUGUCUGUGCCAUGAUGCAGGUCUUUUGUCUCCUUCAGCUCCCUACAGCUAUUAAACUUUUAACUUGG